Homo sapiens (human) is the source of this 1226-nucleotide messenger RNA. RefSeq names its product killer cell immunoglobulin-like receptor 2DS2. The transcript is spliced from 8 exons. Lineage: Eukaryota; Metazoa; Chordata; Mammalia; Primates; Hominidae. The coding region runs from base 79 to 993 and encodes 304 amino acids. The record is from RefSeq and is a predicted model, not a curated record.
UGGGCAGGGCGCCAAAUAACAUCCUGUGCGCUGCUGAGCUGAGCUGGGGCGCGGCCGCCUGUCUGCACAGACAGCACCAUGUCGCUCAUGGUCGUCAGCAUGGCGUGUGUUGGGUUCUUCUUGCUGCAGGGGGCCUGGCCACAUGAGGGAGUCCACAGAAAACCUUCCCUCCUGGCCCACCCAGGUCCCCUGGUGAAAUCAGAAGAGACAGUCAUCCUGCAAUGUUGGUCAGAUGUCAGGUUUGAGCACUUCCUUCUGCACAGAGAGGGGAAGUAUAAGGACACUUUGCACCUCAUUGGAGAGCACCAUGAUGGGGUCUCCAAGGCCAACUUCUCCAUCGGUCCCAUGAUGCAAGACCUUGCAGGGACCUACAGAUGCUACGGUUCUGUUACUCACUCCCCCUAUCAGUUGUCAGCUCCCAGUGACCCUCUGGACAUCGUCAUCACAGGUCUAUAUGAGAAACCUUCUCUCUCAGCCCAGCCGGGCCCCACGGUUUUGGCAGGAGAGAGCGUGACCUUGUCCUGCAGCUCCCGGAGCUCCUAUGACAUGUACCAUCUAUCCAGGGAGGGGGAGGCCCAUGAACGUAGGUUCUCUGCAGGGCCCAAGGUCAACGGAACAUUCCAGGCCGACUUUCCUCUGGGCCCUGCCACCCACGGAGGAACCUACAGAUGCUUCGGCUCUUUCCGUGACUCUCCCUAUGAGUGGUCAAACUCGAGUGACCCACUGCUUGUUUCUGUCACAGGAAACCCUUCAAAUAGUUGGCCUUCACCCACUGAACCAAGCUCCAAAACCGGUAACCCCAGACACCUGCAUGUUCUGAUUGGGACCUCAGUGGUCAAAAUCCCUUUCACCAUCCUCCUCUUCUUUCUCCUUCAUCGCUGGUGCUCCAACAAAAAAAAUGCUGCUGUAAUGGACCAAGAGCCUGCAGGGAACAGAACAGUGAACAGCGAGGAUUCUGAUGAACAAGACCAUCAGGAGGUGUCAUACGCAUAAUUGGAUCACUGUGUUUUCACACAGAGAGAAAUCACUCGCCCUUCUGAGAGGCCCAAGACACCCCCAACAGAUACCAGCAUGUACAUAGAACUUCCAAAUGCUGAGCCCAGAUCCAAAGUUGUCUUCUGUCCACGAGCACCACAGUCAGGCCUUGAGGGGAUCUUCUAGGGAGACAACAGCCCUGUCUCAAAACCGGGUUGCCAGCUCCCAUGUACCAGCAGCUGGAAUCUGAA